Lachnellula hyalina is the source of this 1626-nucleotide messenger RNA. RefSeq names its product Dual-functional monooxygenase/methyltransferase (gene psoF). Bases 1 to 1626 code for a protein of 541 amino acids. Gene Ontology annotation, molecular function: NADP binding; N,N-dimethylaniline monooxygenase activity; flavin adenine dinucleotide binding. Lineage: Eukaryota; Fungi; Ascomycota; Leotiomycetes; Helotiales; Lachnaceae. The record is from RefSeq and is a predicted model, not a curated record. The transcript is spliced from 3 exons.
AUGACGUCUCCUAAGAUUCCUGAUUACGAUGCCAUCGUCGUUGGCGCUGGAUUCAGUGGAAUUCGGUCGUUAUGGGAACUUGGUCAGCUUGGCCUGACCGCGAAGUGUUUCGAGGCUGGAUCCGAUGUUGGUGGUGCAUGGUACUGGAAUCGCUAUCCUGGAGCCCGAACAGAUAGCGAAGCAUGGGUCUAUGUGAUGAAUUUCGCACCGGGGCUGGGAGACGUAUGGAAUUACAGUGAACGCUACCCUACCCAACAAGAGGUUCAGCGUUACUUAGGUAGUGUUGUUGACCGCUUCAAUCUGCGUAAGAAGAUCGAUUUUGAUACACGUAUUAAGGCUGCACAUUACAGUGAUAGCGAGAAUAUCUGGACAAUCAGUACCGCAGCUGGGUUAUCUACGACGUGCCGCUACUUCCUGGCCGCUUCUGGACCUUUGUCAAUUGCAAAGACUCCACCUUUUGCCGGGCUCAAAUCAUAUACUGGUGAGUGGUACCAGACGUCCAACUGGCCCACACAUCCGGUCGAUUUCCAUGGCAAGCGUGUCGCUAUUAUUGGAACUGGUGCCACAGGAGUCCAGAUCAUCCCAAAGCUUGCUCAUGUAGCAAAAGAAUUGACGGUAUUCCAACGAACACCGAAUUAUGUGCUUCCUGGUCGAAACUACAUUAUCGAUGAGAAUGAGGCUGCCGAAAUUAAGCAGGACUAUGAUGCUACAUGGCAUCGUGCAAGCACGCACACUUCUGGUCUGAAAAUGACAAAACCAGGGAGAACGGUUCAGAGCGUGGCAGACCCUGAUAAAAUCAAGCAAAUCUUUGAUGCGGGAUGGGAAACUGGCGGCUUCCACUUUCAGUUCGAGACCUUUGACGAGCUUUUCACGAAUCAGGAAGCUAAUAACAUUGCCUCUGCAUACGUUCGUCAAAAGAUUAGCGCCAUUGUACAAGACCCAGACACGGCAAGGAUCCUCUCUCCAAAACACCCCUUUCUUUCUAAGCGUCCGCCGUGUGGGCACUUCUACUACGAAGCAUUCAAUCGACCCAAUGUCAAGCUGGUUGAUAUAAGUCGAGACGACAUUGAUCUUUACGAAAAGGGCAUUCGCACCAGUUCUGGGAAUGAAUACGAAUUCGACAUUAUCAUUUUCGCUUUAGGAUUCGAUGCCGCCACCGGCGCACUUGAUGAAAUAGACGUGAAAGGCAGUCAAGAUAAAUCGUUAAAAGACUUUUGGGGAAAGAAGCUCGAAACAUUCGCCGGGGUCCUUGUCCCUGGAUUUCCCAACAUGUUUUUGGUUUGUGGCCCACACAUUCCUUUUGGAAAUAUGCCAGUUGUCUUGGAGAUAGGAGUGAACUGGAUCGGCAAAACUCUUCGUCAUAUGGAGAAGAACAAGCUCGCAAAGAUCGACGUGUCUGAGACUGCGUGGAUGCCUGGUCGUCUCACCUCACCGGGGAAUUCAGGGCCACGUUAUUUGCGGAAUCUGCUACUUCAACGCGCGCAUGCUUGGACUGCUUGGCUCGAAAAGGAGAUCAACACGUCGUGGGCAAGCAUGGUAUUCCCCCCUCUCGCAGACACAGACAAGGCGGGCGAAUAUAUCAGGACCGACUCACAAAGCCAAACAGCGAUCAAAUCAGCUGCGUAA